Molecule: messenger RNA, 1763 nt
Organism: Galleria mellonella (greater wax moth)
Lineage: Eukaryota; Metazoa; Arthropoda; Insecta; Lepidoptera; Pyralidae
Exons: 18
Coding region: 150-1748 (532 amino acids)
Source: RefSeq, a predicted model, not a curated record
UGAUUAUUGAAAUCCGUAUAUAAAGUGCUGUGCUCAUAUAAUUAACAAUAAUAAGUCGUUUGAUUCGGUUUUUAGCUUAAUGUGAUAAGGCUGGAAUUGGAUUAAUAUUACAAAUUAUAUUAAUAAUAUAAAAUUGUGAAGCUUCGAAGAUGAAACUCCUUGUUGCUUUUGCCAUUUUACUGGUCGGUGCCAAUGCCAAUAUUCUGCGGAGUCCGAGUAACGAAGAACAUGUCUCGGAAGACAUCAAAAAGCAAUAUUCUUUCUCGGAACUCUCAACAGAACAAUUAGGUCAACUGAUGUUACAACACCUGGAUGAUUCUCGUUUUGUUGAUAUAAUAGUUGUUGAAAUUAUCCAAAGAAUAAGGGAACAGAUUGUUGAGGCCGGACUGGAUCCUUUGGAAAAGGAUAGAUUGGAACUUGAAUACACACUGCCAGUUACUGACCUUUUAAAUGUCAACACCUAUGUGAAUAAUUUGGUAUUGGCUGGUGCAAGUGACAUCGUGAUCAACAAUAUGGAUUACAGUAUUUUAUUGACCAGACUUACUUUCGAUAUAUCUCUGCCCAGGCUCUCAGCUAAUAUCGGUAGCUCCGCCUUAGACGUAACCUUUUUUGGUGAAUCUUUAACUACAGCCUUACGAGGAUAUAUCGCGAUCGAAGAUAUUCGCGUACAGGGUAACGUUCGUUUUAGCAUUGGCAUCAUCAGUGGUAUCAGUCUCCACAGCCUUAACAUCGACUUCACCCUAGGCGGUAUUGAGUCUCAUCUCGAUCUGGCAGUCCAGAAUGUUAAUUACUCGGAAAUUCUCAACAACGUCCUAGGAGGUACAAUUCCCAAUGCAAUCGCAGAAAACAGGGAAGAACUCAACGAGUUGUUGGAGUACAUUGUUGCAAAUGAAAUUGACAAAUUUUUGAGCAGCGACGACCAACCUGAAAAUAUCUAUCAAAACCUAGUCUGGUUUGGUGUUUCGCAUCUAUCUUCCGAGAUGAAAUUCAUAAUUGCUCUGGCCGUUUUGCUGGUUGGCGCCAACGCCAAUAUUCUGCGUAGCCCAACUCGCAAUGAAUAUGCCUCGAGCAUCUCUGCGAUACAAUCUUUCUCGGACCUCUCACUAUCAGCUAAGGAGUUAGGUAAGCAAAUAGCGCAGCACAGGGACGAUGCUCGUCUCAUCGAGGCAAUAAUUACUGAGAUUAUCCAAAGAAUAGCCGAUCAGAUCGUCGCUGCUGGCCUGGACCCUUUGGAAGUGGACAGAUUGGAACUGGAAUACAGACUGCCAGUUACAGACUUGCUGAUCGUCACUGGUGAAGUGGAGAACUUGGUGUUGGCUGGCGUGAGCAAUAUCGCGAUAAACAACAUCAAUUACGGUAUUCUCUCAAGCAGACUCACCUUCGACAUCUCUCUGCCUAGGAUCUCGGCGGUUAUCGGUGCCUCUUCUUUGGACGUUACCUUCUUUGGGGCAUCCUUAACUUCUAGCUUAAGUGGAUCUAUCGCUAUCGUGGAGCCUCGCGUGCAAGGAGACGUUCGUAUCAACAUCAGCAUCAUCGGAGGUAUCUCUGUCCGCAGCCUCAGUAUUGACUUCACCCUACGCGAUAUUGAGUCCGACCUGAAUCUGGCAAUCCAGGGUGUCGACUACUCUGCUCCUCUCAACAACUUGCUUGGAAAUGUAAUCCCCACCGCAAUUGCAGAAAACAGGAGCGAAAUCAAUAAACAGUAUCUUUCCAUCUAUUCGCUAUAUUUUCGUACAGUUCCGGCAUAGAACGGGCCACCCCUU